AUGCCAGAUGUCAUCGACUUGAUCUCCUCAGACCCCCCACUGCCCGAAAAAUUGCGCCCUCAAAAUGAGCACCAAGCGACGCGUCAAAUCCCCCCACGAGGCCCUCACAACUUAACCACGGUGUCAUCGGACUCCAUCGACGUUUCGUUGUUUGACUACGACAGCUUUGACAAGCCAGCAAAGAAGCGGCGAGUCAGCGACGAGAAGCGAUCGCCCCUCAGACAGACCACAACGGCACCUGAACCAACGAUCCCCGACCGAAUUCCGCCUUUCUUGUUUUCCGAUGACGAUCCUCACCUGCCGCCCGCAAAUCUUGCGACGCGACGACGACCGGGACGCGACGUGGAGGAUUCGGAUCCCAUUGUGUGGGACUCCUCUCAGCCCACAUCCAAAUCGAAACCUCCGGAGCGACCACAUGACCCCAUUCGCGAGUUUUCGGAUACCAUUACCUUGGACGAUGGCGAUGAUGAUCUCGUCAACACGACUACAAAAUAUGCCCCGGGUCGAGCGAGACAGGAGAAAAUAGACGAAUUUAGUGAUCCAUUUUCGCUUCCCGACCUCGCGGAUGUCAUCGAGGUAUCGCACACGGAAACACCCAUGUCAAGUGGAUUAUUUUCCAGCAAAACCGCCGGACUGUUGUCUAGCCUAAACGCUACAGGAAAGGGCAGCAGAAGUCGCUCUCAAGCGAAACCAGGCGCAAGAUCCCGAUCACACCAGGAUGUCGAUCUAGGUCCUUUCCAUCUUUCUGAUGAUAUGGAUGAGCCGGCUCCACCGAAACGAGCCCCCAAAAAGUCAGCCAAGCUUUCAACGGAAGAAAAGGAGGCCAAAGCAAAGGCCAGAGUGGAGGCUAAGGCUCAGCGCGAACAAGAACGCCAAGCAGAAAGAAACCGAAAGCAGCAGCUCAAAGAAGAAAAGGCCAAAAAGAAGCAAUUGGAGGCAGACAUUGCGGAAGUCAACAAGCUGAAAGUGGAUAAGAAGGAUUCUACGCCCGAAAUGAUCAUUGAUAUGGCAUCAUCGUUUGAGGGAGGCGCUAUAGCCAAUCAGACUGUUGAGUUUAUGAAACGCCUUGGGGUUGAUCAUCAUUUCUUCACCAGCCCCAUUCCAAAUGUGGUCAAAUGGCGCCGAAAGUUGAACGCUCGAUACAACGAAGAAGCGGGUCAUUGGGAGCCAUGUCCGUUCCAUAUUCAGAAUGAGAAGCAUAUUCUGUGUUCGGUGUCUGCACAGGACUUUGUGGACAUGGUGAUCCCAUCCCGGGAUGACGAGGAGAAAGAAGCUCUGGAAUUCCAUAUUCUCAGACUGAAGAGAGCCCAUCCGGACUGUGCCGUGAUCUAUCUCAUUGAGGGACUUACGAGUUGGAUGCGCAAGAAUCGAAAUUCACGAAACCGGGCGUACCAAGCAGAGGUGUUACGCCAAUAUGAGCCAGCCAGCACUGAGACAUCGACCACGUCGUCUCGUGGUCAGAAAAAGAAAAACAAGCCAGAGACCACCCCACCGGUCAACGACGAUACGAUUGAGGAUGCCCUAUUGGAAUUACAGGUCGCUCAUGCGUGUCUCAUUCAUCAUACAAACACUGCUGCCGAAACUGCUGAAUGGAUUAAAAAUUUCACCGAAAAUAUUUCCACGAUUCCAUACCGACGUCAACAAUCUGAAGGAAAUGAUGCUGCAUUCUGCAUGGACGUCGGACAGGUCAAGACAGGCGACGAUAAACAAGACACAUUUGUCAAAAUGCUCCAAGAAGUGAAUCGCGUCACUGCUUCGAUGGCAUACGGUAUUGCGACGCAGUACCCCUGCGUAACCGACCUGGUCAAGGGCAUGCGCACGCAUGGGCCCACGAUGCUGCAAGAUGUUAGGAAAUCUGCCAACAAGAACGGAGGCCUGGCAGACUCCCGCGUCGGUCCCGCAGCCAGCAAGCGAUUGUACAAAGUUUUUACCGGACUAGAUCCCACGUCAACGGACGUCUAG
This is a messenger RNA of Penicillium argentinense, 1962 nucleotides long. RefSeq lists its product as uncharacterized. The record is from RefSeq and is a predicted model, not a curated record. The transcript has 2 exons. Gene Ontology annotation, biological process: mitotic intra-S DNA damage checkpoint signaling; resolution of meiotic recombination intermediates; replication fork processing. The coding region runs from base 1 to 1962 and encodes 653 amino acids. Lineage: Eukaryota; Fungi; Ascomycota; Eurotiomycetes; Eurotiales; Aspergillaceae. Gene Ontology annotation, molecular function: DNA binding; nuclease activity. Gene Ontology annotation, cellular component: Holliday junction resolvase complex; nucleus.